Oryzias melastigma (Indian medaka) is the source of this 2658-nucleotide messenger RNA. RefSeq names its product phosphatidic acid phosphatase type 2D (gene ppap2d). Gene Ontology annotation, molecular function: phosphatidate phosphatase activity. The coding region runs from base 331 to 1320 and encodes 329 amino acids. The record is from RefSeq and is a predicted model, not a curated record. The transcript is spliced from 6 exons. Gene Ontology annotation, biological process: phospholipid dephosphorylation; signal transduction; phospholipid metabolic process. NCBI's taxonomy places the organism in Eukaryota, Metazoa, Chordata, Actinopteri, Beloniformes, Adrianichthyidae.
AGUAAAUAUUGGAGGUGAACUCGAAGAGCAGACGGAGCGGUCUACUGAGAGGUUUUUAGAAGAUCGUUGGAGUGUGACACCCCCCCUCAGGGUUCGAACCUCCGCUUUCCUGUUCUCCUGCUCAUUGAUGAUAAACCCUCCUACUGCUGAGGCGGCUCGGUCGCUCGCUCGGUCGGUGAUCGGGGUCUCCAGCUGUCAAACUUCAGUUGAUAUGGAUUUGUUGCACCGACGCGCUGACUAAAAACUUUGGGAACUUCCAUUUUCUUCUGGAGAAAUAACUUUUUUUAUAUAAACUAUCAAGUUUUCACAAACUUUCCUCGAGUGGAAAACAUGCAAAAGUUAAAUUCCACCGACACGCAAGACAGCAUGCCCCGGGACGCGGAGCUCCAGAUGCGGUUAGCUGACAGCGGAGGGUCCGCGGAGGGGAAGGAGAACGGCGCCGGGAAACAAUUCCUCACCCGACCGGAGGAGGAACGCUCCCCCUGCUCCAAGAGGAAGAUGCUUGUUGUUUUGGAUCUUAUUUGUUUACUAGUUGCUUCCAUCCCAUUUUUUGCGUGUGAGUUGAAGGCAGUGACUCCGUACAAGCGAGGCUUUUUCUGCGGCGACUCCAGUAUCACUUAUCCCUAUCUGGACAGGGAGGCCAUCCCCGACACCCUCCUCAUCGCUGGUGGCAUAGCCAUCACCGGAAUAACAAUUGCAGUGGGAGAAUGCUUUCGAGUUCGUUUUCAAAGGGUACGCUCGCGUGCUUUUGUCCAAAACUGCUAUGUGUCCUGCCUCUACAAGGAACUGGGAAGCUUCCUGUUUGGUUGUUGUGUGAGCCAGUCUCUCACCAAUAUGGCCAAGCUGAGCGUGGGUCGGUUGCGGCCCAACUUCCUGUCAGUCUGUAACAUCACCUACGCGUCCAUCAGCUGCAUUACUGGAGACUACGUUUCCGACAUCCCCUGCAAACAAUCGAACCUAAAGUUGGUGGAGGAAGCAAGGAAGUCAUUUUUUUCAGGCCACGCAUCUUUUGCAAUGUACACCAUGCUUUAUCUGUCGUUUUACCUGCAGGCACGGUUGUGUUGGCGAGGAGCUCGACUGUUGCGACCACUCGUGCAGUUCCUCUUAGUGAUGAUCGCCAUUUACACAGGCCUGAGCCGCAUUUCAGACUAUCGCCACCAUCCGACUGACGUCCUCACAGGCUUCAUUCAAGGGGCGCUCACCGCAUACUGGGUGGCUUUCUACAUCUCCUCCAUGUUUAAACCCUGCACUCGUCCAGGUCUGUCUCCCACCAACAUGUCCCUGGAGAGUCCUCUGUCCAGCCAGCAGACCAUGUGCUAGCAAGUGUACAUAAAUCUUUUCAAGGAUCACAAUAUUCCGGAAAGACGGACUGCAACGCAAGGCUGAGUAGGAGAUAGCGAAGUGAGACUGUUUAGAGUUGAAAGGAAGGGAAUCGUUCCAGCAGGAGGACAGUACAAUCUAAUGCAUGCUUACACAUUUUUGGUCACAUUGACACACGUGCAGACAUAUGUUCACGUAACAUAGUCACACACUCACAUGUGAGAAAAAGCACAUUUGACGGUACGUGAAACCCGUCCCUUUUAAAAGAACUACAUAAUAAUGUUGUUUUAUAUAUAGAAAAAGAGUCUAUAUUUCAGGAGGAUUUGUAGAAGCUGCUAACGUUGAAAGUCUCCAGUUUGAUCCCUCAGGAGUGGAGGCCUUUAUGAAGGGCAUUUAUUUAAUAUAGCCCUUCAUAGCACAACUCAUCACUCUGGUUUGGAGUGCUGAGAUGCCAGCCUCCUCUUUUUUUUUUUUUUUUUUCUGCAUGGAAAAGGAGCAGCUGUGAACUGAGACCGUUGGACCUCAGAUGCAAAGACAGCUCUAUGCAAUUCAUCAGAUCUGGCAGGCACCACCAUCAGGAGCUGGCUUCAACAGACUGCCCUACAACACUAAACUAUAACCUGUGUGUGUAAUCACUGAAAAAAAGCAGUAUUUGAGCUGUAAUACAAUGCUAUCGUUCUUGUUUGAGUAAUCGAAGCGGCGAGUGGAAGAAAUCUGGUGUCCUUUCCUAUUCACCACCACUCUUCUGUACUAACCACUUUCACUGUGUCUCAGAGACGGAGGCUUGACUGAAUAUUUUGUAACCUCUGACUCUUGCCCCGGUACUCCGGUCUCUGAGCCGCAGCUUGAUUAAUGCCACUCUGACAGGAGACGCAUAUCUGUGACCCAGCUGCCCUCCUGCACACCCGUACUUAAUAGCACUUGAACAUAGAUAAUGGAACUUUUUAAUUAUGAUCAAUAUUAUAUAUUUUAUCACAAGUUGGAUUAAUCAGUGUUUAUUUCUAAUGUCAGACUCAUACACACUUUUUUUCUUCUUGGUUUAUUCAAACUGAAUGUAAAUAGUCAUUUCAUAAACCACAAGCAAUUUCAAAAGUAUUAGUUCCAAGUCUUGGACAGUUUUUGUGUCUUUGUGUAUUUGAUGCAGACAGAGGUGUGUCUGUUUGUGUUGUAACAACUAGACUGAGCCACAGAUAUUAGAAGAUAUCAGAAAAGCUAUAUAUAUUUGUUUUGUGUGUUCCCAGUUGCUGUUUGUUCUGUCUGUGAAUGCCACAAUGGCAAAAAUAACCACUGUACUCAAAAAAAAAAACCAAACCAUUAAAGUGAAUGUUGAAUAUUUUA